UGCAUUACACUCAAAAGGGAAUCGAAGGUGGGAACGAAGAAGUUAUUGUUUAUACCUGAAAAAUAAUCUAAGAAAGCGGUGGAAAUCACCAACAAGUCUGUGAUUUUCACCGUAGUUUAAGAUUUUUGGUAGAGCGAGAGGCGGAAAUACUAUAUAAAGCCAUUUUUGCUGAAAUAGUUUCCAGUUGAUAAUGUUUGAUUCAGCCAAUGUCCACAGACUGGUUCACAUUGACCUGAAAGGAGCACCACCAAAAAUAUCUUAUUUUGAGAAGUUGAUUCCUCUUUUAGUAAGUCAUGGAGCUACUGGCUUAUUACUGGAGUAUGAAGACACCUUUCCCUUUCAUGGCAAGGUUUCUCAUUUACGAACAAAAAAUGCAUACACCCCAGCUGAUAUUAUGAAACUGCACAGCUUAGCUAAUGAUUACAACAUUAUCAUCAUCCCACUUAUCCAGACAUUCGGGCACUUUGAGUUUGUCUUGAAACAUGAUGAGCAGCGAAUGCUUAGAGAAGUUGAUCUAUAUCCUAAUGCCUUGUGUCCAACACAUCCUGACAGCUUCUCAUUAGUGGCAACGCUCAUAGAACAGAUGAUGGAACUUCAUCAGAAUGACAGUUAUCUUCACAUUGGUGCUGAUGAGGUGUGGCAUCUUGGAAGGUGUCCGAGAUGCCAAGAUUUUAUUGACUCACAAAAGAUGUCCACCAGUGAUUUAUUCCUGACGUGGCUUUUGAAAGUCACAAGAUGGAUAAAGAAGGAGUACCCUGGACUUAGUUUGAUUAUGUGGGAUGACAUGAUUAGAAGCAUUCCAUUGGAAAAACUCAAAAGUGGUAGACUAGGUGAUGUUGUUGAACCUAUGAUUUGGCAGUAUCAUGCAAGGAAGUUUGACCUCCCAGAAGGAAUGUUUGAACGAUAUGCUGCUGUUUUCAAUGGUCUAUGGAUUGCCAGUGCAUUCAAGGGGGCAACUGGAAGUACACAGUUUUUACCACCAAUUCAGCACCAUAUCAACAAUCAUAUGAUGUGGCUUGCAACAAUAGCAGAACACAAGCAUCAGUUCAAAAAGCUCAAAGGAAUAACUUUUACUGGAUGGCAAAGAUAUGACCAUUAUGCUGUGCUGUGUGAACUUCUGCCUGUGUCCAUUCCAUCUUUAUGCCUAUGUAUGAGGGUGAUAAUGGAAGAAUCAUUUACUGAAGCUGACCAUCAGUAUGUUUCCCAAAAGCUAGGCUUUUCAAGUUUGAUUAAUGUAUCACCUUUUCCUAGACCACAGAUGAUUGAACAGGGUAUGAAUUUCCCAGGGCACAAAAUAUACAUUGGUGUGCAAAUGUGGUCCAAUUUCGUAUGCAAGUAUCAUGCAAUCAGCAACUCCGAAGGGAUGUUGGGCUGGUUCAGUGAUUACAUGAGAGCAAGGAACUUUACAAAUCCAGUCCAGGUUGAAAGUAUCAUGAAUCCCAUUAAUGACCUCCAGCAAAAUCUUCUGGAACUGAGAAAUCAUAUGACAUCAUGGAUGUUAGAGGUAUAUUUUGAAGACACUGUCGAAGAAUGGCUUGGCUGCUUCAUUGACCCACUACUUGAUAAGCUAAAGAAUAUUCUUGAAGACUGCAAAAGACAGAUACUUAUUGGAGGUAGAGUUAGAGAUUAUAAGAAAAUUGAUUUUUGAGUUUGAUGAAGUCUCCAUGCUCAGCAUGCUGUGAUUAGCUAAGUACAGUACGUAUGUGGAUGAAAUUUUCAAGGGUUUGAUCCAUGAUUAGCCUAAGAAGAAAAAAUUUGGAAAAACUUAGUUGAAGUUUUGUUACACUGAAAGAUAAGACUAUAAAUGGCAUUACUUGAUACAUUUAGGUAUGUGUUUUUGUGUGAGUGUUAGCUUUUCCAUAAAUAUUAUGGUGAAGAAUUUAAGACAACACAUCAUGUAUUGGAAUAGAUGACAGGUUCUAUUUCAGAAGUUAUUAGAAUUCAGGAUAUUUGGCCAAGUUCCAAAGGGCUCUGGAACCCUUUAACUGCUAAGAUACAUGAUUUUUUUAAUUACUAAAUUGCACUAAACUUUACUAUGACUUACUCAUCUUCAAGCCUGUUAGAUCAAAUAUAUUUGGUACCCUUGAAAUUAAACUAUUUAUGGGAAAUGCAAUGACAUCUGUAUUCUACAGAUCCAUGAGAGCUAUAAGUUACUGGACAUUUAUGCUUUAGCUUUUGAAUGCAUGUGUACAUGUGUAUGUUGUAAAAUUUUAAUAUAUUAAAUUACUAGUUUUGUUCAUAUAUGGAACAAACCGUUGGUCUUUUUGUCGGGGGAAAAUCACUCUACUGCUGUGGAACUAGUUGAAAAUAGAACAAGGUUUGGCAGCAUGAGUGUAUCAGCCAUUGGGGAGAGAGAGUAGGCAGAGCCUGACCUCUUCUCCCUUUUGCAUACACUGUAACUUUCUUAUCUCAACCACCUUCAAGCAAGAUGUACACAGCCCUUCCUAGCUUAGAAGCCAGUUUUCUAUGCUCUUCCUGUUCUUUCUUCACCUUGGCCUUCUUGUUUUUUCAUUGUUUUUAAUUGUGCAUUACUAUGAUAUAUUGCAAUUAUCAAUGUGUAAUCCCAUUCAAGAUGCAAAUCCAUGAUUCAUCUAAGAAGGCUUUGCCUUAGAGGAAAUGUCCAGGGGUAGGUAACAACUCAUGCUUUCGUUAUCUAGCAUCUCUUGAUACUGAUUCUCAUACAAUUAGUAGCAGAUACAGAUCUAAUGAUUGCAAUGUAAGUAACCCAUGUUCAGAGUGUCUUGAUUGGUUUGUGGAGCAAUCAAAGUGUUUUGGUAAGAAGAAGAAAUAGGGUUGAGGAAGGGUCCGGGAGAUCUUGUGAUUGAUUUUGCUGCCUAUGUUUUUUUGGGAGGAGGCUUCCCCCUGUGAGGAGGGAGGCAACUUCCCCUUGUUCUGUUGUUUCAGUUCAGGGAUGGAUGCGGAGAAACUAACAGAUUACUGGUUUUCACCAGGGAGCCCCACCUUAUGGGUCUACUGUCCCACAUCUUGUCUUCUUGUCUCUCAGUGUCUGCUGCCAUGUCAUUCUGUACAGCAAUGGUGUCUGUGACUUCUGCUUUUGUGUCUACCUGCUGCGACCUCCUUGGCCUAAACCAUUCCUUCAUCAGCUGUGCCCCUACCUUUGGUAUUUGCUCCUAGGCCAUGUACGUCUUAUCCUCCUGACUCCCUUGUUCAAGCCCUGUUGGAGAGAGUUGAAGGUGCACUUCUAAAGAAGUUCAGCGCCUCCAUUACGAAGUAAUCUAAGGUGAGAUGCUGUAGAUCUUCAUCUUCCUUGUCGUUGUCUUUUCAUUCAUCUUCUUCAUCGUCUGUUUGUUCUAUCCCAUAGAAGCGUUAGAGGAAAAAGGACUUUGUGGAGCCUCCUUGCAAGAAGAUCUGCAGGCCUUUUUUGGAUUCCUGCUCCAUUUCCUCUUCAUCUGAAGGCAAGUCCAACCAUCUGUCUCCUACUGUUGAUUCCCAGUUGGGCAAUCAUGACGUAAUCAUAACCUCCAUGUUUGUUCCUGAUUCAUCUCCAGCUGCCCCUCCGGGGUUGCUCACCAAUACAGACGGUCAUGUGACUGUCAAGGUUCACAACCAUAUGUCUUCUUCCUUGGCUACUGAUAAGUGUCACCCAGUUCCUGGUUCUUGUGUGGCCACACACUGCAAGAGAAGUUUCCUCAAAGAGCCGUAGAUAUAUGGAUCAGGGUCCUCCUCAAGAAGUUGCAGUCAUUUUGCCUUCUUCCACUCAUCCUGCUCAAGAAAUGAGGGUAACCCCACCUCUUAAGAAAGGUGACAAGGUGGAUAUAAAGUAGUCACAUCACACCUGAGGGAAUAUUCUUGUGGUCAGGACCAUUCUUCUCUUAGAGCAAGUAGUUCAUGGUCUCAUUUGAGCAGCUCUGACCAUUCUCCACAUAACGAGAGUCCUUUAUGGUCAUGGAACCAGCCAUGGCCAUCCUCUAUUUUAACACAUAGUCCAUACUCUCAUUCUUGUGGCCAGGACCACCACCAAGAUAGAGACCCUGCUCGUGCAUUAGAACCAUAUGUACCCAAAGUGUUGGACCCUGAUGUUCUAAUGCUCCAGUAGUGAUUAAUAAGGUAUGGAUGCCACUGAGUCCAUCAACAGGGCAGAUCGAGAAUCUUGUGGCCUGUAAGCAAAAGGUCCUUUCCCUCUUGAUGAGACAGCCAAUAACUUUUAACAAAGUAUGCAGAAGUGGUGAAACUCAUUCAUGGUUACAAAUUAACAGAAGAGACUGUGGCUACCAGUUCAGAUUAUCCUUCAAGGGCCUACAGCUUAUUGUGGGAUCUGAACCUUAUUACAUCAAGAAAUAAAUUUCUAAUCUCCAGAAAUAAAUUC
Molecule: messenger RNA, 4327 nt
Organism: Macrobrachium nipponense
Lineage: Eukaryota; Metazoa; Arthropoda; Malacostraca; Decapoda; Palaemonidae
Product: hexosaminidase D-like
Exons: 13
Coding region: 191-1648 (485 amino acids)
Biological process (GO): carbohydrate metabolic process
Molecular function (GO): hexosaminidase activity
Source: RefSeq, a predicted model, not a curated record